GUUUUUAAAUCGUUGGAAUAAUAAAAAACUACAGUUACAGCACUUUUGUCAUUUAAAAUUGUAUAUUUUGACUCACUAAAGUUGUCUUCUGUGAAAGAAAUUCCUUGUUUUUGCAAAUUAAAUGAACAAAAUAUGAGGUACACUGUGCGGAAACUCGGUGAUUUGUAGUCUGGUUAAAACGGCGUUUUGUUUUUGCUCAUCGUCCUCGAAAUGUUUUUAUUUGUAGCGAGCAGGAGAUGUGAAGACCUGUCCUGGAAGCUGUGCGCCUCCACUUCAGGUAACUUGAUCCACCGACUCCCAUCAAUUUAACCGAUGAAGACUUCCGGUGGAUUGUCAUGGCGGUGGCAUGGUGAAUCCUGCACAAACACGACCACAGUCGGCCGCUCCGUCCUUCCUGGUCCAACUACAGCUCGGGUUCAUGUGGAAAUAAGGCUGUCGGUUCCGGCUUCGUACUUUGGACCUGCCAGCGGGGCUCUGAGUGUCGGUCCGGCCGGCCAUGGCGGCCCACAAACCAGUGGAAUGGGUCCAGGCCGUGAUUAACAGAUUUGAUGAGCAGCUUCCCAUUAAAGUUGGACAGCAGAACACCCACAGUAAAGUCAGUACAGAACACAACAAGGAGUGUCUGAUCAACAUCUCCAAGUACAAGUUCUCCAUUGUUAUCAGCGGCCUCACCAACAUCCUGAAAAAUGUCAACAACAUGCGGAUUUUUGGAGAAACCUCAGAGAAGAAUCUUUACUUGUCUCAGCUCAUCAUCCUGGACACUCUGGAGAAGUGCUUGGCCGGGCAAUCUAAAGACUGCUUGCGGCUGGAUGAGACAAUGUUGGUGAAACAGUUGCUGCCAGAGAUUUGUCAUUUCAUCCACACAUAUCGUGACGGCCACCAGCACGCUGCUGAGCUGCGAGCCUCGGCCUCAGCUGUCCUCUUCUCUUUGAGCUGCAACAACUUCAAUGCAGUCUUCAGUCGAAUCUCCACCAGGUUGCAGGAGCUAACCGUGUGCUCUGAGGACAAUGUGGAUGUUCAUGAUAUAGAGCUGAUGCAAUAUAUAAACGUAGACUGCUCUAAACUGAAGAGGCUGCUGCAAGAAAUGGUGCCAAAGUUCAGGGCUCUAAAGAAACCUGCUCAGCUUGCUGUCAUCAACAGUUUAGAGAAGGCCUUUUGGAACUGGGUGGAGAAUUACCCAGAUGAAUUCACAAUGCUGUACCAGCGUCCACAGACUGACAUGGCAGAGGCUGCAGAGAAGUUGUUUGACCUGGUGGACAGUUUUGCAGAAAGUGCUAAGAGGAAGGCAGCUGUUUGGCCUCUGCAGAUCAUCCUCCUCAUCCUCUGUCCAGAAAUCACACACACCAUCUCUAGAGACACAGUGGAGGACAGCAAAGCCAACAAGAAACUGUUUCUGGAUAGUCUGAGGAAAGCUUUGGCUGGCCAGGGUGGGAACAAGCAGCUGAUGGAGAGCGCUGCCAUCGCCUGUGUCAAACUUUGUAAAGCUUCUACCUACAUCAACUGGGAAGAUCACUCAACCAUCUUCCUCCUGGUCCAGUCCAUCGUCAUGGAUCUCAAGGCUCUGCUGUUCAACCCAACCAAACCCUUCUUGAGGGGUACAGGCAGUCAGAACGCUGAUGUGGAACUCAUGGUGGACUGCUUCGUUUCGUGUUUUCGUAUUAAUCCUCACAACAACCAGCAGUUUAAGAUUUGUUUGGCCUCCUCCUCCCCUUCUACCUUCCACUUUGUCCUGGUCAACUCCCUGCAUAGAAUAAUUACUAAUUCCCAUUUGGACUGGUGGCCUAAGAUCGAUGCAGUGUACUGUUACUCUGGAGAGCUGCGCUUCAUGUUCUCAGACACUCUGAACAGAGUUAUUCAGAGCUCUGGCACUCACGCUCCACUACGCAUGACACCGAGUCUGACGUUCAUUGGGAAGAGGACCACCAGUCUGAAGUUCAAGGAGAAAGCUACAGAGCUGGACACACGAAGUUUUAAGUGCCUCCUCCUGGCUCUGGUCAAACUUAUCCAUGCAGACCCUAAACUCAUGCUCCAUAAUCCAGUGAAGCAGGCUCCAGACAUGCAGAGCAGCACAGCAGAACUCAUCACGGGUCUGGUCCAGCUGGUUCCCCUCAGCACCACUCCUCAGCUCUCACAGGAGGCCAUGGAGGCGCUGUUAGUUCUGCAUCAGCCUGAGAAUAUAGAGCUGUGGAACCCUCACGCCCCCAUCGAGACGUUUUGGGACAUCAGUUCCCAGGUGCUUUUCCUCAUCUGCCGUAAACUGAUUGGCCAGCAAACAGUUAAUGGCACCGACGUUCUGAAGUGGCUGAGGGAGAUCCUCAUCUGCAGGAACAAGUUUCUGCUGAAGAACAAGGAGUGUGCGACAAUGGGUUGUGGCAUUCCCAUCUGUCGGCAGGCCCAAACCAAGCUGGAGGUGUGUCUCUACAUGUUUCUGUGGAGCCCUGACACCGAGGCCGUGCUGGUGGCCAUGUCUUGUUUUCGCCAUCUCUGCGAGGAGGCAGACAUCCGCAGUGCAGCAGAUGAAGUUCCCGUUCAGACAAUUCUGCCAAACUAUGCUACGUUUAACGAAGUGGCCUCUGUCAGCACCAUGAUGGGAACAGGUCGAUCUACCUUACAGAAACGAGUAAUGGCUUUGUUAAGAAGAAUCGAACAUCCAACACCAGGAAACAUUGAGGCCUGGGAGGACACGUAUUCUAAAUGGGACCAGACCACCAAACAAAUACUCAACUUCCCAAAAAGCAAGGCAGAUGAUGUCCAGCAGGAAUGGAUCAACAUGACAGGCUUCCUGUGCGCUCUGGGUGGAGUGUGUCUUCAGCAGCGUAACACCCCUGGUCCCAUCACCUACAGCCCACCUAUGGGUCCCCUUAAUGAGCGUAAACCUUCCAUGAUCUCUGUGGGGCCCAGCGACAUGUCCACCACCAUGGCCUCCUCCUGCUCUCCAUCGGCUUCCAGUGAGACCCCUGUCAGCCGCUUCCUGGACCGGCUGCUGGCGCUGCUCGUGUGUGGUCACGACCGGGUCGGCCACACCGUUCGGAACAACGUAAAGGACCUGCUGGGUCUGGAACUCAGCCCUGCCCUCUACCCCAUGCUUUUCAACAAACUGAAAAACAGCAUCGGCAAGUUCUUCGACACUCAGGGCCCGGUUCCCAUCAAUGACACUAACACCCAGUUUGUGGACCAGACCAUAGCCAUCAUGAAGAACCUUUUAGAUAACCACACAGAAGGCAGCUCUGAACAUCUGGGUCAGGCCAGCAUCGAGACCAUGAUGCUCAACCUGGUCAGGUAUGUGCGUAUCCUGGGUACUUUAAUCCCUGAGAUCCAGAUCAAAACCAAAUUGUGCCAGCUGGUUGAAGUAAUGAUGGAGAGACGAGACGACCUGUCCUUCUGCCAGGAGAUGAAGUUCAGGAACAAGAUGGUGGAGUACCUGACUGACUGGGUGAUGGGAACCUCCAACCAAGUUACCGAUGAUGAUAUCAAGUGCUUGUUAAGAGACCUGGACCAGGCCAGUAUGGAAGCUGUGGUGUCCCUGUUGGCUGGUCUACCCUUGCAGCCAGAGGAGGGUGAUGGAGUAGAACUGAUGGAGGCCAAGUCUCAGCUUUUUCUUAAGUACUUCACCCUGUUCAUGAACCUGCUAAAUGACUGCAGUGAGGUUGAGGACGAGGGUCAGCCGGUGGGAGGACGGAAGAGAGGAAUGUCUCGACGCCUGGCGUCCCUCCGUCACUGCACCAUCCAGGCCAUGUCCAACCUGCUCAAUGCUAAUGUGGACAGCGGCCUCAUGCAUUCUAUUGGCCUGGGGUAUCACAAGGACCUUCAGACCCGAGCCACCUUCAUGGAGGUGUUGACUAAGAUCCUGCAGCAGGGGACAGAGUUUGACACGCUGGCUGAGACGGUGCUGGCUGACCGCUUCGAGAGGCUAGUGGAGCUCGUUACGAUGAUGGGGGACCAGGGGGAGCUGCCCAUCGCCAUGGCCCUGGCCAACGUGGUUCCUGGGUCUCAGUGGGAUGAGUUGGCCCGGGUUCUAGUGACUCUGUUUGACUCGCGUCACCUGCUGUACCAGCUGCUGUGGAACAUGUUCUCUAAAGAGGUGGAGCUGGCUGACUCUAUGCAGACUCUGUUCAGAGGGAACAGCCUGGCCAGUAAGAUAAUGACCUUCUGUUUUAAGGUUUAUGGAGCAGCGUAUCUGCAGAAGCUACUAGAACCCCUACUGAGGGGGGUCAUCUCAACUCCUGAGCACAUCAGUUUUGAGGUGGACCCCACCAGGCUGGAACAAGGUGAAAACCUGGAGGAGAACCAGAGGAACUUGCUGCAGAUCACUGAGCGCUUCUUCCACGCCAUUAUUGGUUCAUCCAGCGAGUUUCCACCACAGCUUCGCAGUGUCUGCCACUGUCUCUAUCAGGCUACUUGCCAUUCUCUACUGAAUAAAGCUACAGUAAAAGAAAAAAGGGAAAACAAAAAAGCAGUGGUGAGUCAGCGGUUCCCACAGAACAGCAUUGGUGCUGUGGGGAGUGCCAUGUUCCUACGCUUUGUUAACCCAGCCAUUGUGUCUCCUUACGAGGCCGGCAUCCUGGAAAAGAAGCCCCUUCCCAGAAUAGAGCGUGGCCUCAAACUCAUGUCCAAGAUUCUGCAGAGUAUUGCCAACCACGUCCUGUUUACAAAGGAAGAACAUAUGAGGCCUUUUAAUGACUUUGUUAAGAGCAACUUUGAUGCAGCCAGGAGGUUUUUCUUGGACAUAGCGUCCGACUCUCCACCCAGUGACUCGGUCAACCACAGCUUGUCCUUCAUCAGUGAUGGGAAUGUGUUGGCCCUCCACCGCCUGCUGUGGAACAACCAGGAACGGAUCGGACAGUACCUGUCCAGUAACAGAGACCACAAGGCAGUGGGCAGACGACCCUUUGACAAGAUGGCCACGCUCCUGGCCUACCUCGGUCCACCAGAACACAAGCCUGUUGCCGACACACACUGGUCCAGUCUCAACCUGACAAGCUCCAAGUUUGAAGAGUUCAUGACCAGGCACCAGGUCCAUGAAAAGGAGGAGUUUAAAGCCUUAAAGACACUCAACAUUUUCUACCAAGCAGGAACCUCCAAGUCUGGAAACCCAGUCUUUUACUAUGUAGCUCGCAGGUUCAAAACAGGCCAGCUUAAUGGUGACCUUCUCAUCUACCAUGUUCUCCUCACCCUCAAACCCUACUAUGCCAAGCCCUAUGAGAUCGUUGUUGACCUAACUCAUGUUGGACCCAGCAAUCGCUUUAAGACUGACUUCCUGUCCAAGUGGUUUGUGGUGUUUCCUGGCUUUGCUUAUGAGAAUGUGGCAGCAGUUUAUGUCUACAACUGCAACACAUGGGUGAGGGAGUACACAAAGUAUCACGAGAGGCUGCUGACGGGACUGAAAGGCAGCAAACGGCUGCAGUUUAUUGACUCUCCCUCUAAACUGGCUGAGCACAUUGAACCUGACCAACAAAAACUCCCUGCAGCCACUUUGGCUCUGGAAGAAGACCUUAAAGUGUUUCACAACGCCCUGAAGCUGGCCCACAAAGAUACCAAGGUUUCAAUAAAGGUGGGCUCCACAGCAGUUCAGGUGACCUCAGCCGAGCGGACACGUGUUCUUGGCCAACCGGUCUUUCUGAAUGAUGUGUACUACGCCUCAGAGAUUGAGGAGAUUUGUCUGGUGGAUGAAAGUCAGUUCACCCUCACCAUGGCCAAUCAGGGCACUCCUCUCACCUUCAUGCACCAGGAGUGUGACGCUAUUGUCCAGUCCAUCAUUCAUAUCAGAACACGCUGGGAGUUAUCUCAGCCCGACUCCAUCCCACAGCACACCAAAAUCCGUCCCAAAGAUGUCCCAGGGACCCUCCUGAACAUCGCCCUGCUCAACCUGGGGAGUUCUGACCCCAGCCUCAGGUCUGCAGCUUACAACCUGCUGUGUGCUCUGACGUGCACUUUUAACCUGAAGAUUGAGGGCCAACUGCUGGAGACCUCAGGUCUCUGCAUCCCAGCCAACAACACCCUUUUCAUCGUCUCCAUCAGCAAAACUCUGGCAGCCAAUGAGCCGCACCUGACUCUGGAGUUCCUGGAGGAGUGUAUAUCUGGCUUCAGCAAGUCCAGUAUUGAACUGAAGCAUCUCUGCCUGGAGUACAUGACACCCUGGCUGCUGAACCUGGUCCGCUUCUGUAAACACAAUGAUGAUGCCAAGCGCCAGCGUGUCACCGCCAUCUUAGACAAACUCAUUACCAUGACCAUAAACGAGAAGCAAAUGUAUCCUUCCAUCCAGGCCAAGAUCUGGGGCAGCCUGGGCCAGAUCACAGACCUGCUAGAUGUGGUUUUGGACAGCUUUAUUAAAACCAGCGCUACAGGAGGACUAGGCUCCAUCAAAGCUGAGGUCAUGGCCGAUACUGCAGUGGCUCUGGCUUCAGGAAACGUCAAACUGGUCUCCAACAAGGUAACACAGUCUGAACUGUUACAUGGGGGACCGUCCCACCUUCAAAACACCAGCUGCUUACUGCUCGAUGCUCAUAUUUACAAUAAAAUACAGAUGCUCGAUAUUGAGUUGUUGUAGAUAUUCAAUAUGCCAAUAUUGUUCAACACUUAAUUUCUGAUUCCGAUAUUAACCAAUAUCACAAACCAAUAUUAAGGUGACAUCUAAUAAUCUACCUAAUUUCCCUCUGGGAUCAAUAAAGUAUUUUUGAAUUGAA
Molecule: messenger RNA, 6683 nt
Organism: Austrofundulus limnaeus
Lineage: Eukaryota; Metazoa; Chordata; Actinopteri; Cyprinodontiformes; Rivulidae
Product: neurofibromin
Exons: 40
Coding region: 497-6547 (2016 amino acids)
Biological process (GO): regulation of GTPase activity
Source: RefSeq, a predicted model, not a curated record